Messenger RNA from Verruconis gallopava, 3143 nucleotides. RefSeq lists its product as uncharacterized. Lineage: Eukaryota; Fungi; Ascomycota; Dothideomycetes; Venturiales; Sympoventuriaceae. The record is from RefSeq and is a predicted model, not a curated record. The transcript has 3 exons. The coding region runs from base 365 to 2689 and encodes 774 amino acids.
GUCGCCUUCGACUUCCAUCGCCGGUUUCUUUAUCUGCGCAGUGCUGACUUGCGCUGAUUUCUUCUGAGCAAACUCCUGCACCUCCAGCUCCGCCCGCACUGCCCCAAAUUCCAGCACAUCGUACACAAGUGACGUGAGGGCCACUGUCAGACGCCUUUGUGCUUAUCUGAUUCUUAGAUCUGCAGGCUUUCCCUCUCAUGGUCGUCCCUUGUUCUGUCUGGAUCAAAACACAUGCCAAGACUGGCCUUCUCCAUUCUCCAUAAGUUCAUACCCACUUCACCGAAGAGGACCAGCCAACACCAGCGCAGCUUCUGCGCGCAAAAUUGAUACACGGAAAACUUGUAGCACGCCGUGACGAGCACACAUGUUCGGCAAGGAGAAGGCCGGCGCCGCCGAUGACGACAAUGGCUUCCUCAGUCCGCCUCCACGAACGCCCUCUUCGGCUCCGGCGCCUUCGGGCCAGCCCUCCCCUUCGUCGCCUUCCUCUCCGAUGAACUCUGUACGUCAGAUACUGCGACGGCCCGUCGCUGGGCGCUCUCACGAAUCGCUGUCAAGGCCUAGCGUGCGUAUACGCAGAAAUCCGUCUUCCUCGUCGAUUCGCUCAAUCGAGUCCACCAGCACGACUGCCAUGCCCGCUGCGUCUGCAGCUAACACUGGUCUUCACGAUAUCCCAGAGGAAGCCCCUGGAAGACGAAGGAGCAGCUCGGAACCGCAGCGACCGUCGUGGUACUCACAGUCCGAUGCUGCUGAGCGACUCGCUCGCAUGUCCACCGUCAAUGAGAUGCCCACCAUAUCUGAGGGCCCUGGCCAACCAAGCAGCAGUGCCGCCGGCUCAAGAAGGAACAGAGGGAGCUCACUGAGAGUUCCUCGUGAAAUGGCGGGCCAUCUGAGUCCACACGUGGCGCUGCACGGGUCUACAGAAGCUGCCGAUCAACUCGAUGGGCAUCUGCAGCCGCACAUGGAGGGGUUGGAUCCUCCAAGGAACAGAGUAAUGAGAGGUCUGAGCAACGCCGUAAGGAGGGUUCCUGGUGUCGAGAGCCUGAGGAGUCGAAUGAGCCAAAGCGAUGCGGCAUCUGUUGACAGAAGGUAUGACGAAGACGAAUAUGAUUCCGAGAUGGUGGACCUCCUGGAUGUCAUCGAUCCUGAAGUCGCGACGCUCUCUACCCUCACGAACGUUCAGAACUCACUGUUCGUGCCGAAUCUGGGUCGACUCGUUAACAGGAGACCGACUUAUAAUUUCACACGCCAACAGGCGGCCAUGGGCGAGUUUGCGGAAUCCCGGCUGGGCACCUCUGAGACAGAGCCGGUGGACGAGGAAGCAGAGGAGGUGGCGGACGGGAUGACUCAGGGUCAGACAGUCGAUUCGAACGACAGCAAUAUGCGGCCGCGUCUUACACACACGAGCACAAUCUCGUCGACGCUGAGCGAGUCGAGGUAUGCUGUGCUGCCGCACGGAGAAACCUUGGCAGGCUGGACUCCCGAAGAAAAGGCGGAGCUCAACGAUCUUGUCAGACAUAUGCUUCACUCGCGCAGGGCAGCAUUCAAGCGUGGUCUGAAGGGAUUCGGACAGUAUGUAAAGAGACCACUUGGUUUCUUCAUCACCUUGUACGCCACCUUGAUCACUCUCUUCGGCGCUGCGUGGGUCCUCUUUCUCAUCGGCUGGAUAUCACUCGGCUCUCGUAAGGACUAUAUUGUCAACGUUGUAGACAACGUCCUUGUUGCCCUCUUCGCCAUCAUGGGUGAUGGCCUCGCGCCUUUCCGCGCCGUAGAUACCUACCACAUGGCCUACAUUGCGUACUACCACAGACUCUCGUGGAAAAUCCGCCGUCAGAAGCACCUUCCAAAGCUGCAGGACAGAAACGAUCUACCUGUUAAACGUAACGACAAUGAGGAGGAUCUUGAGUAUGCAGCCGUUGAAACAAAGGAGGAGCGGCGCGAGCAUAGAGGAGCUUGGGAGUACUCCGUACUUACACCCGCACAACAGAAGAAGCUGGUCCACCAUCAAACUAUCUUCGCUCGAAGUCAUACUUUCUACAAACCGCACGAGACGGAGACUCACCAUGCCUUCCCCUUGCGACUCCUCAUCACCAUCGUCGUGCUGCUAGAUUUACACUCGUGUUUCCAGAUCGCGUUGGGAGCGUGUACAUGGGGUAUCGACUAUAAGACUCGCCCUUUCUGGCUAACUACAUUCAUCCUGUGCUGCAGCCUGACGUGUAAUAUCACUGGCGGUAUUCUCAUCUCCGUAGGCGACAAGCGAACGCGCAAGAAGGAUGUCAUCGAGAAGAUGUUCCGCCAGCAGCUGACGCACACGGCGAUGAAGGAGGUGCGAAGGCGGCGCUUGCGUGCGAACGAGGAGGCCGCCGAGGCUUCCGGUCCCGGUUCCGACUUUGAAACCUUGCCCGUACAUGUGCCGCCACCGGUGCGCAAGAAGAAGGAACUCGAGCGCGAAUUAACACUCCAGCAGCAGAAAGUGGUUGACACGGACGCGGCCCAACAAACGCGGCUUGCGCACGAGGCGGAGAAGAAGACCCCAGUCAAGAAGAACAGAUGGAGAAGCAUUCCGCUGCUGCCGUACUACAUCACUAAGGAGAGUAGGGACUUUAGGAAGGAGGAAAAGAAGCAAGCAAAAGCCGAGAAGGCGGCGGCGGCGGCGGCAGCAGCCGCAGGCCAUCCGACGUCUUCAGCUUAGUCUCAAGCAGUUGCGAGCAUUUGUGUUUUUGGGAAGCUCUCUUUUCAGCGCAUGUUGUUGGACCGAGAGCAGUAUCAAAACAAGUUGAAAAGCGUUUUCGUUGUCGAUCUUACUCAGUGUGUUUAAUUCGGGUCGCGGGAGAGUCGUGGUUGAGUGUCGGUAGCUUUGAGAUCUUUCUGAUUUCACCUAACCUACACACUAGCGCAAAAAGGAGAUUCAGAUACGUGCGAUGAGGGAAAUAUUCUAAUGUGCACGACUGGCCUUGGCAUCUUGUCUCAGUUGGCACAUUGACUCCCAUCAGAUAACAAUGUCGCACAGAGGAUGAAAAAGUUAUAAUAAAUCGAUGAUCGCCGACAAAAUGGGGAGGUUGCGAAUGAUCAUCUUGAAGAUUGACCAAAGCUAGAAUCCAGUUGAGCCGGAACCGCUGAUGCCAGGUACACCCUGCUUUUCCCAA